AUCAUAAUAUCAUGAACACCUAAUCGCAACUACUCGGCCCUUUCCGUUAGACUGGUCCCCUGCGCACUUCCAGCGAAUGCAGUUAUUUCAUUGGUUAAUUAAUCGAUACAUGUAAACAAAUAUGGCUGCCGGUGGCUGAAGAGCAAGAGAAAUUUAACAAAUAUGUCAACACUAGAGCAAAUAAACCAAGCUGUAUCAAAAAUACCUUUGAAGAAAAUAGGUUCAUGCAUAGGAACACCAGAAACGCUUGAAAAUAUACCAUGGAAAAAAAUUGGUAUAGCAUCAGCUGUGGCAGUACCAUCUGUAUAUGUAGGAGCCCCUUUGGUUAUAUCUACCAUAGGAUUUAAAGCAGGUGGAAUUGGUUCGGGCUCUGUAGCAGCCAAGUUGAUGUCCAUGGUAGCUGUAGCAAAUGGUGGAGGAGUACCAGCCACUAGUUUUGUUGCAGCAAUGCAAUCAGCUGGUGUUUUAGGAAUUUCUACUAAGACAGGCAUUCUUAUAGGGAGUGCUGUCAGUGGGGCAGUAUGGCUAGCACCAUCUACAAACAAUAUCCAUGUUGCAGAAGAUACAAGUAGCAAAACUGUUAUAGAGGAUUCAGAUAAUAAAUCAGUUGUAAAUGGAGGUACCUCAUCAGCCUUACUGUCAGCGUGCAACAUGACUAGUGAUGUAAUUACAAGGGCAGCCAGUAGUACAUAUUCAACAGUAAAGACAGCAGGUCAUGCGACAUAUGGUUUGAUUGACAAAGGAAGUAGUGUUUUAUUGUUUCCAUUCACAAACCAGUCAGCUGAAACUAAAGAUGAUGCUAGUAGUAAGACAGACAUGGAAGGUUCAAGGUACCAGACUGUUGUUGAUGGAGCAAGUAGUGCUGUAACAGGGACAGCAUCCAUUAUCAGCAGAGUUGUAAAGAUGCCAGUCACUUUAUGGUCCAGUGUGGAAAUCUCUGAUGUGAAGAAAGAAGAGUGAACUGUUAUUGAGGUCAUGUUGACCUUUAUGUUUGAUCUCACUUUUUUGUAGUACAUUAGUAAUGCUUAGUCUUCAUAAAACUCUAUUUACUAUAGUCUGUUUCAAAUAUAUCCUUUUUAGCUCACCUGAGCUUGCUCAGGGUGAGCUUUUAGGAUCGAUGAAUGUCCGUCGUCCGUCGUCCGUCCGGCCGUCCACAAUUGCUUGUGAACACUCUAGCGGUCACAUUUUUGCCUCAAUCAUCAUCAAACUUGGUCAGGAUGCUUAUCUAGUUGAAAGCUCGGAUGAGUUCGAACAUGGGUCAUCUCAGAUGAAAAACUAGGUCACAAGAGCUAAAAAUAGAAAAACCUUGUGAACACUCUAGAGGUCACAUUUUUGACCCAAUCAUCAUCAAACUUGGUCAGGAUGUUUGUCUAGGUGAUAGCUCGGAUGAGUUCGAACAUGGGUCAUCUCGGAUGAAAAAGUAGGUCACAGGAGCUAUAAAUAGAAAAACCUUGUGACCACUCUAGUGGUCACAUUUUUGACCCAAUCAUCAUCAA
Ruditapes philippinarum (Manila clam) is the source of this 1496-nucleotide messenger RNA. RefSeq lists its product as uncharacterized. Lineage: Eukaryota; Metazoa; Mollusca; Bivalvia; Venerida; Veneridae. The transcript is spliced from 6 exons. The record is from RefSeq and is a predicted model, not a curated record. Gene Ontology annotation, biological process: apoptotic signaling pathway. Gene Ontology annotation, cellular component: membrane; mitochondrion. The coding region runs from base 163 to 960 and encodes 265 amino acids.